AUGCGCUGGGAAUUCAAAAGUAACAAUCCAUAUGAAAAUCGUCGAGCUGAAGGCGAACGAAUUCGUCGAGAAUAUCCGGAUCGUUGUGCAGUUAUUGUUCAACGAGCACAAAAUUCACGCGUCGGAGAUCUUCCAUCAAAGAAAUAUUUAGUACCGAAUGAUCUAACGGUCGGUCAAUUCUACUUUUUAAUCCGAAAACGAAUUCAACUUCGACCUGAAGACGCGCUUUUCUUUUUCGUCAACAAUACGAUUCCAAGUACAUCGAUGACGAUGGGCGCUCUUUAUCAAGAACAUGCUGAUGAAGAUAAGUUUCUAUAUGUCGCUUAUAGUGACGAAUCAACAUAUGGUUAA
This is a messenger RNA of Adineta ricciae, 351 nucleotides long. Lineage: Eukaryota; Metazoa; Rotifera; Eurotatoria; Adinetida; Adinetidae. The record is from the annotation of a GenBank genome assembly.